AACGCAAUUUGGUAAUCUGAAAAAUUUAAUAAAGAGAUUUGUUUUUUUCUGUUAGGAGGUUUUUCUCUUUUACGGUGACGGAAUAAUUCGCUCUCGCGCUCUCCCGUUGCCGUUUCGUCGCCCUGAAUGCCUCACCAGUGUUCAGGUCCAUUCUGGUAAUUUUGAAGCAGAGGAGCGAGGGUCUAAUAAUAAGACGGUGUACGGAGAUUAGCACCAUGGUUCUAUUCGUUGAUCUUUGCAGCCUUUUUUAUGCGAAUUUCAAUUAUAUGAUGUCUAAUCUCCUCGAGAAGACUAACACUCAAGAAACCCCGUAAAGAAAAAAAAAGAAAAAAAAAAGAAGCAUAUUCACUUAGCAUGUAUAACACCCGUACUCUGGUGCACGCGUCUCUUGAACGAGAAGAUGGCUGUAGCCGUUGAUCAAUUAGGUCAUGGGUUCAAGCCAUUCGCCCGCCCGCCACGAUGCAAGCUCCCCUCCUUCACUCAACUCGAUGAACACAAAAUGCUCGACUUCACUCAACAAUCCAAGCUCCCGCCGCAAUCUCUAGAACAUUCCGGAAACAACAACAACACCAACAACAUUCACAAGAGCUUCUCCACCCCAUGCCUCUCCCGCUCUUCCCAAGCCAAAAAGGACGAACACGACCACUACGAGACGAAAUCGAGAAAAAUCGAAAUCAUAGUCGGGCGCUCCGCCCCGAGGGUGCGUGCUCUUGUGGUGGAAGUCGCCAUCGCCAUGGCCGCCGGUGCGGACCCCGAGCCGGCCUCGAGCGGGCUCGGUGGGGCCUACUUCCUCCGGGCCCAAAACGGGGACACUAUAGCCGUGGCUAAGCCGAUAGACGAGGAGCCGCUUGCCUUCAACAACCCUAAGGGCUUAGCUGGACGUAACUUCGGCCAGCCUGGCAUGAAGUGCUCGAUUCGAAUAGGCGAAACGGGCCUACGCGAAUCGGCCGCGUAUUUCCUAGACCACGAUAAUUUCGCCGGUGUACCUCCAACCGCACUCGUUAGAUUCUCCCACGUGAAAUUCAAUUUAAAUAAUAAUAAUAACAGUUCAGGUUCGGAGUCGGGUUCGGUUUACAAGGUCGCCUCCCUUCAGCGGUUCGUCAAGCACGACUCCGAUGCGGGGGAUUUGGGCCCUUCGAGCUUUUCGGUCACCUCCGUGCACCACAUAGGUAUACUUGACGUGCGGCUGAUGAAUCUCGAUAGGCAUGCGGGGAAUAUUCUCGUGAGGCAGGGUGUAGGGAGUUACGGUGGGGGCACGGCCGAGCUGGUGCCGAUCGAUCACGGGUUUUGCUUGCCUGAGUCGCUCGAAGAUCCGUAUUUCGAGUGGCUGCAUUGGCCUCAAGCUUCGAUUCCGUUUUCGGAAUCAGAAGUUGAUUACAUAUUGUGUCUUGAUCCUUUUAAAGAUGCCGAGCUGUUGAGGAGCGAGCUCCCUUCGUUAGGGGAGCCCUCCGUUAGGGUUCUCGUACUAUGCACGAUUUUUUUGAAGGAAGCAACUUCGUACGGGUUGUGCCUUGCCGACAUAGGCGAAAUGAUGACUAGGGAAUUUCACGGGGGAGAAGAAAAUUGGAGUACGUUGGAGAGUUUGUGCAACAACGCCAAGGCGGCGUUCUUGAAAAACGACGAUAGUGACAACGAGACUCAGCUUGUGGAAGUUGAGGACGAAAUGUUCCAAUUCGAUGACGACCUUACAAAUCAAGAAACUACGGAAAACUCCCCCACGAAAGGUAAGCCGUCAAAAAUCCCGAGAUAUUCUUCGAUGAGCGUGUUGGACGGUUCGGGAGCGGGAGCUUCUCCGUUGAGUAAGAACGAGAAAUGUUUGAUUAACGAUUGCGCUACGAAGACAUUAUCGGAUAAUAAUAAUAAUAAUAAUAAUAAUAAUAAUAAUAAUAAUUGUGUUGAUGAAGACGAUGACGGUAUGAAGGGAGGUGGAAUGAUGAGGAGUAUGAGUUACUCGAUUCAAAAUUACAGUCGAGACGGUCAAUGCGUUUGUCUAGGGGAAAUGAACGAGGAGGAGUGGCGGUUGUUCUUGGAGAAUUUCGAGAAGCUUUUGCCAGAGGCCUUUGAGGAACGAAAAUCGAUGGGCUUGUCGAAGCAGAGGCUGGGAUCUUCGUGUGAGUUUUGAAAAAAAAUGCAAUUAAUAAUUAAAAUUUGCAUUAAAAUUUCGAAUAAAAACUGUGUAUACACACAUUAACUAACUCUUCUAGAUGAUUUGCAUAGGAUGUAGAUUAUAAAAA
Molecule: messenger RNA, 2234 nt
Organism: Erythranthe guttata (spotted monkey flower)
Lineage: Eukaryota; Viridiplantae; Streptophyta; Magnoliopsida; Lamiales; Phrymaceae
Product: phosphatidylinositol 4-kinase gamma 8
Source: RefSeq, a predicted model, not a curated record